Messenger RNA from Strongylocentrotus purpuratus (purple sea urchin), 1786 nucleotides. RefSeq names its product U5 small nuclear ribonucleoprotein 40 kDa protein (gene snrnp40). Gene Ontology annotation, molecular function: RNA binding; protein binding. The transcript has 9 exons. Gene Ontology annotation, cellular component: catalytic step 2 spliceosome. Lineage: Eukaryota; Metazoa; Echinodermata; Echinoidea; Camarodonta; Strongylocentrotidae. The coding region runs from base 77 to 1126 and encodes 349 amino acids. The record is from RefSeq and is a predicted model, not a curated record.
CUCUCGGCUACACAAAACCAAUCGUACUUAACGUCAGCUUUUCAGUCUUUUUUAAAGCACGAAUGGUAACCAAAACAUGCCUGUGAUGGACCAAAAACGAAAAGCAGAAGAAGGUGCCUUAGUUGCAGUAAAAAGACCAAAGCAUCAUGAACUGGUGGCUGUAAGCAAUCAACAAAAGGCCUUGAUGCAAUCGGGCCCACCUCGUCUCUCGAGCAUGACUGCAGCUAUCAUGUUAUUGACUGGCCACGAGGGGGAGAUCUUCAGUGCCAGAUUCCAUCCCAACGGACAGUCCUUGGCAUCAGCUUCCUUUGACAGAUCCAUCCUGUUAUGGAAUGUGUAUGGAGAGUGUGAGAACUAUGGAGUACUGAAGGGCCACCAAGGGGCUGUCAUGGAGCUGCACUACAACACUGAUGGCAGUCAAAUUGUGUCUUGUGCCACGGAUAAGAUGGUAUGUCUGUGGGACACAGAGACGGGGGCAAGGGUCAAGAGAAUGAGAGGUCACACGUCGUUUGUCAACUCGUGCUACUACGCCAGGAGAGGGCCUUCAUUGGUCACCAGUGGCAGUGAUGACGGUACCAUCAAAAUUUGGGAUACAAGAAAACGAGGCUGUGCACAGACGUUCCAAAGCACCUACCAGGUCUUAGCAGUUUCCUUCAACGAUACCAGUGACCAGAUCAUCUCUGGUGGUAUCGACAACGAUAUGAAGGUAUGGGAUCUGAGGAAGAACGGAUUGCUGUACAAGAUGUCUGGUCACAGCGACUCGGUGACCGGUAUAGAACUAAGUCCAGACGGAUCCUACAUUGUGUCAAACUCUAUGGAUAAUACUUUGCGAAUUUGGGAUGUACGACCUUUUGCUUCACCAGAACGAUGUGUUAAAAUUUUCCAAGGACACCAGCACAACUUUGAAAAGAAUCUAUUGAGGUGCUCAUGGUCACCCGAUGGUAGCAAGGUCGCUGCGGGGUCAGCCGAUCGGCAUGUCUAUGUCUGGGAUACGACCUCUAGAAGGAUCCUCUACAAGCUACCCGGCCAUGUCGGCUCCGUCAAUCAGGUCGACUUCCAUCCUCAUGAACCAAUCAUCCUCUCCUGUUCAAGUGACAAGCAAAUCUACUUGGGAGAGAUCUUGUGAGGAUAUUAGCCAAUCGGAACUCUUGAUACAAAAUCUACUGCAUUGAUGGAAGCAUGUGAUCAUUGAAGAAGAGCAUUGAUUGGAUGGUCCUGUUUUCUCAUCUCGCCUUGCUGCCUAUCUUUCAAGCUCAGAACAUUACCCACAGGAGAGAUCAUCUUGUUUCCGGAUGACGACAGUUCUUGUGAAAGAGAGGAUGAAUUUUGUCAGAGAAGCAAUCAAUCAUGCAAAGAAUCUACUCCCUUUAUCCUAUUUUAUGAAUGACAUGGGACGUUUUAUUCAAAUGUACUUUAUGAGUUGAUAAGAUGUAAUAAAUGUUAUCUAUUAAUAAGGAGGAAUGAUGUUUAUUGUACUAGAGGGUGUUGAGUUUAUGUCCUAUAUAUGGUCUAUCUGUGAUUAUGAUAUUAGUGAUGGAAUAAGAAAAAUCAGAAUAAACAGGAGAAAAAAUAGGAAUUGGGAAGAAUUUGGGAAGAAAUGACAAGUUAAGCCUUUUCCUUUCGCUUAUAGAAUGUUUGUUCCCCAAAAAGCUAUGAGAUAUUGGCUACUUUUUGCAAAGCAUAAGAUGUACCUAUUUUUCUAGAGACCAUCUUACAAAUAAUGAUGUUUCGCCAAUGAUUGAUAUUGAUAGCAUUGCUAGCGUUUAGACAUUUCCAAAAUUCAAGA